Rhopilema esculentum is the source of this 2805-nucleotide messenger RNA. Its product is annotated as cilia- and flagella-associated protein 221. Gene Ontology annotation, biological process: cilium movement; motile cilium assembly. The record is from RefSeq and is a predicted model, not a curated record. Lineage: Eukaryota; Metazoa; Cnidaria; Scyphozoa; Rhizostomeae; Rhizostomatidae. Gene Ontology annotation, cellular component: 9+2 motile cilium.
ACAACCAUAGCAACAACAUUAUCGAGAAAAUGGCCGCCGCAAAGGAGCCUGCUUUGCUAAACUCUUACGAUUUAACAGGACUUCUUGCUCCUGAACAAGAAAGGAAUGUUCCAAAUCAUUUAAUAGAUACAAAAAUAUUUGCCAAACUUGGACAUAAUGAAUUACUGCACACCAGUCCAGCAACUAUUGAAUUCAAUGGGUUUGAAGUAGGAAAGGUUCAGUCCAAGUCUCUGAGAAUAAUAAAUGCAUCUGCAGAGAGACAAAGAAUGCACAUUGUUCCACCUACUUCACGAAACUUCAGAAUUAAAUACACCAAAGAGGACACUCUGGUACCAGGGCUGCAUCUUGAAGUGAAAGUUCUUUUUAGAGGGUCAGAAUACAAAUAUUAUAAAGACUGUAUUCGAAUCCACAGCAAGGCCAAAGAAAAUCUUAUUGUACCACUUUAUGCUUAUCCAGUAAUGAAUAUUGAUGCCUUUCCAGACAACCUUCAUUUCCCACCUACUCCAAUCGGUCAUCGGAGAACGAAAUCAAUACCUCUCCAAUGCAAUGUUCAGGUUGAUUUUGAGUUCAGGAUUUCUGUGAUACAAAACCACUCUUCGUUUACUAUAAACCCCAUGUCAGGAUUUAUUUGUGGUGGCAACAAAGUAGACAUCGAAAUAGCUUUCACCCCAGAAGAAUACUCUACAGCCCAGAUGCAAUUUCAAGUUUUGGUUUCUGAGUUUAACGCGAAACCAUUGAUAUGCUCAGUCACAGGGACGUCUAUUCCGGGAUUGGCUAAAGAACAAUUUCAGCAAACUAUAGAAACUAACCCACCGCUCAUGCCAAACACUAUUGAAGGCACUGUCGAUCCAAGAGCGUUGAGUCCUCUAAACAGAUCAAGAAACAGGAAAGCUGAACGAAAGAAGCCUGGUAACCAGUUUCAGAAUCCAUCAACGACGGAAAUCAUACAGGAUGGCGUCAGGUUUCCCGCCAACUUAAACAACCCUGCAGCUGUCGCCAAUGUACUAACUCAGAAAACUGGCAAACUCAAAGCAAAAGAUCUUAGAGAAGCCGUUAGGUUGCAGGAAAAAAGCUCAGUGACGACAAAGCAGAUGAAGGAGGCAGUAUUUGAGCAUCUUGUGGGUCGGGCAAUAGCGGAAGAGGAAAGAAAUCAGAUGAGAUGGUGUGUUAAGCUUGGGGAUGAUCCUUUAUCAAGCCUAGGACAAGAAAAAGUAAUCAACGAUCGAGAAAAGGCUGUUGCUGAGUACCAUAUCCAGCGUGGAGACCCGCAGAUGGAACAGGAAUUCAACAGAUCAGUGACGCUGGUCUCUGUUUCAAGAAUCCACAGACAGGCUUUGGAGUAUGCCAAUGAUGAACCAUCAUUUGACAUUUAUGCCAACGACAUCUGGAGUAAGAGACACUCGACAUUGGGCAAAUUUGUUCAGGCCGCAAGAAAGGUUAUGGUUCGGGAGCGAGUUCAAAAGCGUAUACAUGGGCUCGAUGGAUAUGUCAGUGAUUGGAGAAGGGGGAAAUUUUCCGUAGAUCAUGCACGUAACUGGAAUGAGUUAGAUGAAGAACAACAGAUUAUCAAUAGAAUGUCCACUGCCAUUAACCCAACAAACGUAAAGAUCUUUUCAUUUCCCGAGUAUAAAGAUCCGAAAAAGAAAGAUGAUAUGGCUGUUGAUGCUCUUGGGACGGUUUCAAUAACAACAACUGAAGUAAACAUAGAAACAAAAGUUCGCUUCUUUGAUUUAAAGGUGCCUUCACAGUACAAGGUUCUUGGGUACACAGCCCAGAGCGUGCCUACAUCGAUAUACAUCCCAAAGAAUUUAGCCAGACCGUUGCGAGAUAGCUCGGGUGAAGCGAAAUCGGACACUUUUAGUGAGAAAUUUGGGGACAAAGAAACCAGUAGCAAUGUUUUGGAAGAUGUGAUUUUAGAGCAGGAGGAUGGAAAGAGCUCAAAAAUACAGUCAACGGUUCCUGAUCGUCUGGGUAUAAGUGCAUUCGCCGCUACCAACGACGUCACUGUCGAAGAGUUUCAUCUUGAAGCACCCUCUGUCUUAUUCAAAGAAAGAGAAUACCCUCCUCUCCAUAUAUUUAAUCCUGAGCCAGGGUUGUUACUGCAUGCGCCUUUAUUGCGCUAUACGGAAGCCAACGACAAAAACAGAUUAUUACCUGUUCCAACUGGAACUGAUAACCGAUCCACGAUCAAAUUACACAAAGAGGAUGUGAUAAGUGGUGCGAUGACGUGGAAACGCUUGCCUCUUCAAGGGCUGGUCACGCUGAAUAAUACCCCGUCUAUGUCUGCUGUCUAUGUACCGCGAUGGUCUGAUCCGUUUAAUGAUAAUCUGAUGCCGUUGAUGACGCCAGAUUUGUUAAAGGAGCUCCCAGAAGAAGACGCCUCUAUUGAAGAAGAUGAUGAAGAGUCAGAAGAACCGACAAUCAUUCCAUCCAUGGACAUGGUGCAUGCGCAGUUUACUAUACCAAACCAAACAGCUACUGAAGGCCAUGGAACAAGCGAGUUAUUGUCGGGACGAUUGCCAACGACGAACAACCCAAUCGGGAAGUUAGGUCCUGUACCAAGAACAACAAAGCAAAAAGAGCUGGACAAGUUCGUGCAGGAUAAGAAGGACAGGCUUGGACAAAGAAUUAGAAUAAACACAGAAAGCCUGAAGUCGUAUUUGCGACUUGAGCCAAAUUAUAAAGACAAAAAUGCUUAAUAUGGAUAAGGUCCGUCUCUUUUGUAAUGGUUUUAUGUAUUUCUGCAGCAUUUUCCAUCAAUCAUCCAAAUUAUUUGUAUAUAACGCAGUCAGUUGAGCAUUGUAA